Messenger RNA from Papilio machaon (common yellow swallowtail), 1470 nucleotides. RefSeq names its product STAM-binding protein-like A. Bases 142 to 1362 code for a protein of 406 amino acids. Gene Ontology annotation, biological process: protein K63-linked deubiquitination. Gene Ontology annotation, molecular function: metal-dependent deubiquitinase activity; protein binding; K63-linked deubiquitinase activity. Gene Ontology annotation, cellular component: endosome; membrane. The record is from RefSeq and is a predicted model, not a curated record. NCBI's taxonomy places the organism in Eukaryota, Metazoa, Arthropoda, Insecta, Lepidoptera, Papilionidae. The transcript has 9 exons.
UUUUUAUACUGGUUGUAGCUACGUUACAGCUUUGAAAAAUAUAAAUAAUCAGGGUUAUUUCGUAAUUUGUUUACCGAAUGAAUCAGUUAUUUUUAAUAUCCUAAUAAAUAUAUGUUUUAAUAUUAUUAACAACAUUCAGCCAUGUCUGAUAAACGUUCACGACAAACCGGAGAUCUAGCUUCUUUAGAACCUGCUGUGAGGGUUAAACAGUUAGCUCACUACGGGACCAUGGUUGAAGUUGAUGCUAAUGUACCACCAAGGAGGUACUACAGAUCAGGUUUAGAAAUGGUAAGGAUGGCUAAUGUAUACUUGGCUGAGGGCAGCCUUGAAAAUGCCUAUAUAUUGUAUAUGAAGUUCAUGACACUAUUUCUGGAAAAGAUAAGGAAGCAUCCGGAAUAUAAUACAGUACCAACAGAUGUGCGCUCGGUCAAUCAAGUCAAAUUAAAAGAAGUGAUGCCUAAAGCGGAGAAAUUAAAACAAAAACUUCUUGAACAAUAUACUAAGGAACAUGAGCUAUAUAAGGAAAAUGAGAAGAAAAGACUUAUUAUGGAAGAAGCGAGAAAGAAGCAGGAACUAGAAGAUGCUAAGCUUGCUGAACGUCUUCAGGCAGAUGAGAACAGUCAAGAUGGCAGCACCACCACACCACACUUGCUGCAUGCGGAUGAGUGGGCUGUGACCCCGACGGCCCCUCCUGUGGAUGGUGUGCUAUACCCAGACGACUUCGCGUCUGAGCCGCCGCGCCCCGCGCAUCGCUACUCCCCCGUACCGCCCCUCAUACCGCCAUCGAGACCGCACCAUGAGACGGAGGAGACGUUGCCGUCGUGGUCGGGGCGGCGGCUGCGCGCGGUGCUGGUGCCCGGAUCACUGAUGGCGCGCUUCCAGGCCCUAGCUGCGUCGCACACCGCGCGCAACCUCGAGCUCUGCGGCAUACUCGCUGGCAUCCUGGAGCGUGAUCAGUUGAAGAUCACUCACGUGAUUGUGCCGAAGCAGACGGGCUCCGCAGACUCGUGCAGCACCAACAACGAGGAGGAGAUAUUCCAUUACCAGGAUCAACAUAACCUGAUCACACUCGGCUGGAUACAUACACAUCCGACACAAACAGCGUUCCUGUCGUCAGUUGACCUGCAUACACAAUGCUCCUACCAACUUAUGAUGCCCGAGGCUAUUGCCAUCGUCUGCGCACCCAAAUAUAAUGAAAUCGGAUAUUUUGCACUGACACCAGAUUAUGGGAUGCAGUUCAUUGCAAAUUGCAGACAAAGCGGUUUCCAUCCGCAUCCAAAUGACCCGCCUUUAUUCUACGAUGUGAAGCACAUACAUCUUGACAACAAUGCUGCAGUAGAAAUGAUAGAUUUGCGGAGAUGAAUUUUACACAUCACUACACUAUUGCAUUUAUAUUUAGUCAGUGUACAGCUUUAGGAAAACAAAGUUUAUUAGUCACGCUACCAAUUUCAUGUUCUCCUAGUACAUAAC